CAGCUUUCAGAUUUGUUUUUGCUUGCCUCCUCAUAAGCAACCAAGCAUUCUCUUCAAAUUGAACCACCCAUACAACCAUCACCCGACCGACCAAAUGGCUACCCCCCAAUCCACCACCUCUUACGAGGGCGCCGAAGGCGACAAGAAGCUCGAGCAGAUCACCUUCCGAUUCUGUUCCGAAUGCUCCAACAUGCUUUAUCCCAAGGAGGACGAGGAUGCUCACAAGCUUCAGUUUACCUGCCGAACUUGCCAGUACACCGAGGACGCCAAGUCUACCUGUGUCUUCCGCAACGUCCUCAACACCUCGGCCGGUGAGACCGCCGGUGUCACCCAGGAUGUUGGCUCCGAUCCAACGGUUAGUCAUCUUCCACCUGUUCUCUGUUACGGCUGUGGCGGAGUCAUCUUGUGCACCUCUUGCGGCCAGCCCGAUUGCCAAAUGGUCGUCUCCAACGAGAAAGUCAGUCAGCCCAUCACGGGCAUGUGCCAGUUCACCUUGCCAUGGGAGGAUCCUUUCGCCGACUACGAUGAGGAGAUGAUGGACGAGGACUACGAUGACACAAGGACCGAGUCUGAUGACUUCCUCUCCGACGCCAGCGAAGAAUUCCUCGAAGAGAUCUCCAUGUGCUGUGAUUCGUCCAUGAAAUGUCAAUCAUGAGCAUCUCCAACAAACAUCCUGUAUCACGACAAUUAUGUAACUGACGACACGACACGACUGGCACGACUACAUUAUUCUAUCCUGGGCUGACUGGCACAUGCUCUGGGCUCCUGGCAUCAUUAUCCGGCGGCGAGCAGUUGGCGGCCGACUGGUCACAUGACAAAGUAUAAGUUGGAAACAGCAGUUGGAGCACUGGGUGUCUCGCGUCUUCUUUGGAACCCGCUUGUCAUCGCUUAAAGACUGCUGGCUGACUUUAUUUCUUUUUUUGCGCG
This is a messenger RNA of Fusarium oxysporum Fo47, 927 nucleotides long. Its product is annotated as DNA-directed RNA polymerase II core subunit RPB9. NCBI's taxonomy places the organism in Eukaryota, Fungi, Ascomycota, Sordariomycetes, Hypocreales, Nectriaceae. The record is from RefSeq and is a predicted model, not a curated record. Gene Ontology annotation, molecular function: DNA-directed RNA polymerase activity. The transcript has a single exon. Gene Ontology annotation, biological process: transcription-coupled nucleotide-excision repair; transcription initiation at RNA polymerase II promoter; maintenance of transcriptional fidelity during transcription elongation by RNA polymerase II. Gene Ontology annotation, cellular component: RNA polymerase II, core complex. Bases 95 to 655 code for a protein of 186 amino acids.